Camellia sinensis is the source of this 1358-nucleotide messenger RNA. NCBI's taxonomy places the organism in Eukaryota, Viridiplantae, Streptophyta, Magnoliopsida, Ericales, Theaceae. The record is from RefSeq and is a predicted model, not a curated record.
AUGGAAGACGAGGACCUUCACCAAGUAGACUCAGUUCUCGAUUUGGCCUCGACGAGUUUGACCGUGUCGUCGAUCUUCGGCAGCGACGAUGUUCCGAGUAGCUCUGGCGACAUCUCUGCCGCGAGCAGCAGUUCCGGCGAGAUUCCUUCGGCCUUGUUGGUGGUGCCACUGAGAUUGGUGGUGGGACUGCCGGUGCCGGAGGCGGCAUUUGUGGCGAUUUUGGGGAGAGUGAAGUCCGUGAGGAGGAACAACAAGGGAGUGACGUGGGGGUUCACGUCGGUGAUAGGGAGGAGGAGAGAGAUGGAAGACGCCGUCGCCGUCGUACCUGGGUUCAUGACUCGCACGUGCGAUCACGUGGAAGGGUGCACCGUCUCCGGUUCUCGAAGCUCUGGCGAGAUCUUGCCUCUUCAUUUCUUCGCCGUUUAUGAUUGCCACGGUGGCUCUCAUUCGCAUCAAAUUCUAAUUCUACUUUUUAUUACAUGCCGCCGAGCCAUCACCAUCCAAGCCGACGUCUCCGAUCCAGCCCAAGUGAAGUCUCUAUUCGAAGCCGCCGAAUCCACCUUCAAUUCCCAACCCCACAUCUUCAUCAACUCCGCCGGCGUAGUCGACCCCAAGUACCCAACCCUCUUCAACACUUCCAUCCAAGAUUUCGACAAAACUUUCAGGGUGAACACGAGGGGGGCCUUCCUCUGCUGCAAGGAGGCAGCGAAUCGGCUGAAGCGGGGCGGUGGUGGGAGGAUUAUAUGCUUGUCUUCGUCGCAGGUAGGGUCGCUGAGGCAGGGUUUCGGGGCUUAUGCAGCGUCCAAGGCGGCAAUGGAAGCGAUGGUGAAGGUAAUGGCAAAGGAGCUGAAAGGGACGGGAAUCACCGCUAACUGCGUGGCUCCAGGGCUGAUUGCUACCGACAUGUUUUUCGAUGGGAAGACGGAGGAGAUGGUGAGGAAGGUGGUGGAGGAGUGCCCUUUGGGUCGACUUGGUGAGACCUGCGAUGUGGCUCCUGUUGUUGGGUUCUUGGUUAGCGACGCUGGUGAGUGGGUUAAUGGCCAGGUCGUUCGUGUCAAUGGUGGCUACGUCUGAUUCUCAUUCUCAUUCUCAUUCUAAUUAGUAGCUUAUUUGCUAAGUUAUAUUACCCAAGAAAGAGUGAGUCAUUGAGUGAGUUGAUCUGUAUUAAAAUUCUAGUUCCGCCACUGUACUCGAGAAUACGAAUUUGUGUGUCUAGAGGUGGAUGUGGAGCAUUGAAUUCUAGACAAAGCAUCAGCAGAUAUUAUUAUUAUCUCCAUAUUAUGCUUUUGUGAUUCUCUUUAAAGCAUUUGGCUGCAUUACUUGUAAUUGGAGCAGGAUUGGAUCUUGAUUUUACCAUA